Molecule: messenger RNA, 2667 nt
Organism: Caenorhabditis auriculariae
Lineage: Eukaryota; Metazoa; Nematoda; Chromadorea; Rhabditida; Rhabditidae
Source: the annotation of a GenBank genome assembly
AUGAAGUCCGCGACUUUCAAACUCCGCUCCCGGGGCGCCGAGGCCUCCAAACGCUUCUCCCUGACCUACAAGAACGUCCACCAGCUCUUCGAAAACCUCAAGGAAAAGCUGAAGUCCCUAGGCGAGAAGCGAACUUCGCUCUACUGGAUCGACGACGAAAACGACGUCAUCCUCCUGAAAACUGUUGAAGACCUGAGAGAAGCCCUGCACUUGGCCAAAAGCUCCGCGAUCCGUCUUCUUUCUGGAGACGUCCUGAAAGCUUUGACUGAAGACGAGAGAGAUGUCGUGAGUCUCGACGGCAAGUCUUCGGAUUCUUCUGAGUCGGAAGAGCCGUCGCGUGGACGUCCGAAAGAGAGGAGAGGCAGAAGACGUGGCUCUUCUUCCUCUUCUUCUUCUUCUUCCUCGUCGUCGUCUUCGCGGAGCAGCUCGCGUGGCUCUUCUCGCGAAGUUUCGAGGAAAAGUCUUCCGCCUCCGCCGCCGUUCUGUUCGGUCUGUAUGCCGCCACCGCCGCCUUUUCCGGAAUGCCAUCAUCGAGAUCAUCACGGCGGCAGGGGACAUUGCAAACCUCACGGUCAUGGAGGUUUGAUCUCAUUUCAAAAAGUAUUGAAAAAGAAAAUUUUACUACGAAAAAAAUAAAUGAAUCGGAAUACGAAAAUCUCUGAAGUCAUCUUACGGAAAUGAUGAGCUUGCAUGUUUUUUUGGACUCGAGUAUUUUUUUCUAUAUUUUUUUAGAGUAGCUUUUCACGCGCUCAAAUUCGAGUUUUGGGAAACGAUCGUAAGUCUUUUACCGCUAAAAAAUGAGUAAAAAAAUUCUAAAUAUAAAAUAGAAAAAUAGAAGAUUAUUGUUAUUCAGGCCAUGGACAUCAUCAUCAUCACGGUCACGAUCACGGAGGUUUGUGAAUAAUUUUCUUUUCAAUUUUCUUAUCAAUAAAGCAAGUCCAAUGGCCAUCUUUUAUGUCAUGUUCGAAGAAAUACCGCGAAAUUCAAAAUAGCCAUCAAAGAUUGUUAAAAACAACUAAACUUUGGAGAGUCAGAGAUAAUUUUGCGUUUUGCGAAAAUUACCUUGAUCAAGGUACCAGUAAUAGAGUUAUUUCGAAAUACCUGUCAAAUUAUUUAAAUUUCGGUUUUUAGGACACGGACAUCAUGGACACCACGGUCAUGGGCAUGGAAGUAAGAUUUUUAUUUUGGCUAGACUGUAGAAAAAAAGUUCUUUUAUUUUCAACUGAUGUAGUUUCUGAGAAAUGAAUAUUUUUUUUCAUAAGGAAUUUCGGAAAGAUCCAAAUUAUCCCUUGUUGUUAUUUAUUAUAUUCAUUUUCACUCCUCGAUCUUUUUUCAGAACAUUGUCAUCAUCACGGCCAUCAUGGACACGGCGGUCAUGGACAUAGAGGUUCGAAAAUGAGAUUUUUGAGAAGCUUUUUCCAAAAAAAAUUCGCGCGAAUUGGUGCUAACGCUUCUAAGUUUAAUAGCGAAUAAAUUUUCGCUAAUUUCGUCCCUUUUUUUGAUUAGAAUACAAAUUUCUAUGCGAUUCUGUAAAAUAAGUGGACUGUCAUUAGGACAAAUUCUUGUAAUGAAUAGAUGAUAAAAAAAGCGAAAAAAAUUUUUUUUAGGACAUGGUGGUCACUGUUGUCCUGGACAUCACGGCCAUCACGGUCAUCAUGGAGGUUCGCAUUAUUAUUAAUUGAUUAUUGUUAAUUAUUAAUUGAUGAUAUAUAUCACCUGCUGAAAAUAUUGUUCCGUAAACUUCUUCAAACAAUUACUUCCCCGAUUCAAAUUGAUUUCUCAAUUUACAGGACAUGGAGGACAUGGGCAUCAUGGCGGUCACGGACGUGGAGGUUUCUGUUGAUUUUAUAACGCAAAAAAAGGCUGUAUAAAUUUUUUGUAGUUUGACCGAUAUUUUCAAAAUAAACUGAAACUUCACUGGCCAGAAAAAGUUUCAAUUUUAAAGAGAACAUAUAAUUUUUCAGUUCUAGUCUUUAGUGGUCAGUUCUCCAACUGGAAACUUGAGUAUUCUUUUUUGAAAGCGUUUUCGCUUCUUCUCAUUUUGUUUUUAUGAUUUUUUCACCUAAUAAUUCUGAUCAAUGAAAUAAAGCUGUGACAUCUUGAAACUGAAUAUUUAAGAAAUUAUGAACAAUUAUAAUGACUUCAAAGUGAUUUCGCGAAAUUCAAAAUAGCUGUCACAGACUGAGAAUGACAACUAGCUUAUCGCGGAAAUUUCUUCGAAAACGGCAUAAGAAAAGGCUUUCGAGGAAGAAAAAAACUGAAAUUAUAGUCUGUGUGCCACGACUUGAAAUUUCACGGAACGACAUUCCGCUGUUCCGUUGCGUGCGUUCGCGAAGCGUCUUUCGAAUUCAAGUCACGCUUUCAAUUGAUUGUUAUUUUUGUGGGAGCACAUGAAAAUAGACUUUGUGAAAGAAAAAAAAAGCGCGAUCACGGUUUCGAAAUGGCGCGCGGCACAGCGGAAUGUCGUUUGGUGAAAUUCCAAGUCGUGGUACGCAGGCUAUACUUUGAUUCGUUGAAUUUUAUUUGCGAGAAAGAUUAUUUUUGAUUUUUCUGGUACACUUUCUUUUUGAAGCUUCAUAUUAAUCCAUAAAUUAACUUGAUUCACAGGACACGGCGGCCACCAUCACCACCACCACCAUUUCCCGCCUUUUUCCGUGGAAUAACUAA